Messenger RNA from Dromiciops gliroides (monito del monte), 4559 nucleotides. It is a transcript of the gene GADL1, whose product is annotated as glutamate decarboxylase like 1. Gene Ontology annotation, biological process: carboxylic acid metabolic process. Gene Ontology annotation, molecular function: carboxy-lyase activity; pyridoxal phosphate binding. Gene Ontology annotation, cellular component: cytoplasm. The transcript has 15 exons. Bases 71 to 1627 code for a protein of 518 amino acids. The record is from RefSeq and is a predicted model, not a curated record. NCBI's taxonomy places the organism in Eukaryota, Metazoa, Chordata, Mammalia, Microbiotheria, Microbiotheriidae.
GACAGAGCCCUCCUCUCCCUCCCAGGCACUGCAAGCACGGGCAUCGCCAGCAGCAACGGAGGCCGCAGAGAUGAGCGGCGGCACCUGCGAGAUGGAGGUUGGUCCUGAACAACAGGACAUGGUCCCAAACAAGAAGAAUGUUAUCUUAGUAGACGGCGUCAUACUCAAUGGUCCCACAACAGAUCCAAAAGCAGGAGAAAAAUUUGUGGAAGAGGCCUGUCGGUUAAUCAUGCAAGAAGUGAUCCUGAAAGCUCCCGAUGUCACAGAGAAGGUUUGUGAAUGGCAGCCUCCGGAGCAGCUGAAGCAACUGCUUGAUCUAGAGAUGAGGGACACUGGGGAACCACAUCAGAGACUCUUGAAACUUUGCCAGGAUGUCAUCCGAUACAGCGUCAAAACCAAUCACCCAAGAUUCUUCAAUCAGCUGUACGCUGGCAUCGAUUACUAUUCCCUGGUUGCACGGUUCAUCACAGAGGCUUUGAACCCAAGUGUUUAUACCUAUGAGGUGUCCCCAGUGUUUCUGUUAGUGGAAGAAGCGGUUCUGAAGAAGAUGAUUGAAUUCAUUGGCUGGAAAGAAGGGGAUGGCAUAUUUAACCCAGGUGGUUCUGUUUCCAAUAUGUAUGCCAUGAAUUUGGCUCGAUACAAAUACUGUCCUGAGAUUAAGGAGAAGGGACUUUCCGGGUUGCCCAGACUGGUUCUUUUCACAUCAGCUGAGAGCCAUUAUUCCAUGAAGAAGGCAGCAUCUUUCCUUGGGAUUGGUACCCAGAAUAUUUACUUUGUGGAGACUGACUCAAGAGGUAAGAUGAUACCCGAGGAACUAGAGAAACAAGUCCAGCGAGCCAGGAAAGAGGGGGCCGCCCCAUUUCUUGUCAGCGCCACAUCUGGGACAACUGUAUUGGGGGCAUUUGAUCCUCUGGAUGAAAUAGCAGAUAUCUGUGCCAGAUACGGCCUUUGGUUUCACGUGGAUGCAUCUUGGGGUGGCUCAGCUUUGAUGUCAAGGAAGCAUCGCAAGCUUCUGCAUGGCAUCCACAGGGCUGAUUCAGUAGCCUGGAACCCACAUAAGAUGCUUAUGGCUGGGAUCCAGUGUUGUGCACUUCUUGUGAAAGACAGCUCGGACCUUCUUAAAAGAUGCUACUCUGCAAAGGCGUCUUACCUGUUCCAACAAGAUAAGUUCUAUGAUGUCAGCUAUGACACAGGAGACAAGUCGAUCCAGUGCAGCCGUCGGCCAGAUGCGUUCAAGUUCUGGAUGACCUGGAAGGCCUUGGGGACGCUGGGCCUGGAAGAAAGAGUGAACCGGGCUCUUGCUUUAGCUAGGUACCUCGUGGAGGAAAUUAAGAAAAGAGCAGGAUUCCGACUGCUUUUAGAGCCCGAGUUUGCUAACGUUUGCUUUUGGUACAUUCCACCAAGUUUAAGGACGAUGGGGGAAGGACCUGAGUUCUGGGCAAAGCUGAACCUGGUUGCCCCCAGAAUUAAAGAGAGGAUGAUGAAGAAAGGUAGCAUGAUGCUGGGCUACCAGCCACAUCAAGGCAAAGUCAACUUUUUCCGCCAGGUGGUGAUCAGCCCCCAAGUGAGCCGUGAGGACAUGGACUUCCUCCUUGAUGAGAUUGACCUCCUGGGCAGAGACAUGUAGCCAUUGCUCAGGAAGGCCCCAGAGCAUGUAUCUCACUGAGCAGAAGUUUCCCAAUCAAGAACAUCUGGGGCCUUGUUAUAGAUAUGCUGUUCUUCAGAUGCUCAUUAGGAAAUGCUACCAUCACUUUAAAAUCAAAUUGCUUAGUGUACAUCUUAAAAGUGCCUCAAAACCCUCCAAAGUCUGGGAAAACCAGGGCAGCAGAGUCAUGAAAAGAUCAUCGCUGCUGCUGUUCGAGUUCGGACACCUUCUUUAGGACAGUUGUCUGGGAGGAGUUCUCUUGGAGGGUGGAGUAGAGCAAGGGUCCUGGGUCUUAAGCAACCAUUCCCUCUGUAAAGGAUUCGUAGGAUUUCUAAUCAUAGGAAUUAUGAUUCUUAUGCAUCAUAAUAACAAUCAUAAAAGAUUCACAUGAACAGUUCAGAGGAGCUUUGGAAUGGACGAGAGGUGAAUCGGGCAAUGUCCAGCUAGGAGUUUGACCUUGCUCCUGUCCCCCAGAAGUUAGGCUCUGAAUAGAUAGCUCUCACCUAGCUCUUUGAUGUCCCUAGAAACAUAUUAAUGCUAUUUUUUAAAAGAGGAAUGAAGAAAGAUGUUUAUAUGAAAGAGAGAUCUUUUUAUGUGGGAUGAUUGUGACAAAUGUUCAGAAUUCAACAUGGCACUGAACAGUUCUAGUCUACCUGUGGAUGUUUCUUAAAAUUCCCAAAUUACUUAGUAGGGCAUAGAUUUUUUAUGGGUUUUGUUUUCCUUUUUCCAUCAAAAAGUAACAGCCCCAAGAAUGUUCUUUCAUCCUAAUUUUCUGGACCACAUUCUUGUCUUGCUCUGAGGCCUAUUGUUUUGUUUUGGCUUAACCCCCAGGUAUGGAUUUGCUUCCACACAAUGACACAGGAACUGAUUGGGCAAUGUUUAUCUUCCCUCCCUUCUGAGGGUGAGGCCACUUAACAGAUAAUACUGAUAGCUCACAUUUAUACAAUGUUCUAAGGCUUAUGAAGCAAUACAAAUAUUAUUGUCUUCAUUUUAUAGAUGGAGAAACAGAGGUUCAGAUGGGGAAGUCACCAUUAGUAAAUUUCACAGCUGGGGUUUUAACCCAGAUCUUUUGAUUUCAAUGCCAGCAGUCUUUCCACACUGACUCACUUGAUAUAGGAAGGAAAGAGUACAAGCAGUCUAGGCCUUGGUCACAAAAUUAAAUAAGGAUUAUCAGCUAUACUGAAGCAACUAAAAUGAAGGUAAUAAUAGACUUUCAUUAAUCCCUAAGACUGUUCCUUAUCAUGUACUUACAAGGGUUGGUUUUGUUUCUACCAUUUACUGAUAACUCAGCUAUACUAGAGUUUCAUCCAUCCUUUUGACAAGGAUUUAUUAAGUGCCUACUAUAUGCUAGGCACUUUGCUAAGUGUUGGGAACAAAAAUAUAAAAAAAGAAUUAUUACUAGCUGUGUGACCUUGGGCAAGUCACUUAACCCUCAUUGCCCACCCAAAAAAAAGUCUUCGACCUCAAAGUGCUUUUAUUCUAUUGAAACAUGGCCCUCUUGGAUGAGACUAAUAUUUUAGCAAAUUAUCCUGUAACCUACAAAAGUCCCUUUGUUUGGGAGGGGGGUUCUAUGAAUUAUCUUCCAGUUAAUUCUUUCUCUUGUUUUUGUGGGUUGGUUUGUUUUAAAAUAAUCAUUGUGUGUUUUUGUGAAGACUGAAGAGCAAAUUAAAGGAUGUGGUCAUGUAUUAUUUAUUGAUCAUUUUCGUAGGCUGUGAUUAACCGUAAAGCUGAAGUUUUCUUGUUUGCACCAAGUUUGUUCAUGGAGGUAGCAAUGACCAAUGCAUUCUUUUCCCUUUCACAUCUUGAGUACUGAAAAUUGUCUCUAAAUGAAGUGCUUUAAUGCCUUCAAUUGACAUGUCCAGUGUUGUGCAACAUUCCCAUUUAUGAGCUCCAAAAUGCCCAUAAUUUGUUGUGGUCAGAAGAUAAUGGAUAAAAACAAAAAUAGGAGCUCUUCACCAACAUCCUAAAAUACCUUCACAGUCGUUCCUGGGAGUGGAUUAUCUUGAUCCCAUCUAUGAACCUAAUUCUACCUUUCUGUAAGAGUUCUACUUGAUAAAGGACUGGGCAGAAUUAGACCCUUUAGAUACAUAGUUUGUCAUAGUAAGCCCUGUAUAGAGCUAUCUUCUAGGUAUACUGGCUAUAUGGGAAUUGUAUUUCUAUUUUUCAUAGAUCUGGGCUACAGCUGCACCAAAGGCUUAAGGACUGAAAGAUGUAAAAGUAUUAGAGUUUUCCUUAAUCUGUUUCUUUUCCUUAAGACAAAAAUUAUGCAAGCAUACUUUACCUAACACUAAUCGACUCUAUAGAAAACACAACAUUAGAUGUAACGAUUACUUGGGGGUGUUGAGUUACUUAGGAACUAGGUUAUCAAUGGGUGAUUGGCCAGACAAAUUGACAGAUAGGGUUUGUGGCUUUAUAGUGGGGUUUAGUUAAAAAUGUAUUCAUAAUGUUAUUGAGAAAUGUUGAUAGGACAGCCUUAUCCAAAGCAGUGUCUGGGCUGUCAUUGUAGACUAACUGGUAUCAAGAAUUUCUCUUUUUAUGUUUAACGCUAAUAUGUUUUCAUUUUAGCAUCUUGUUCCUGUCUUGUGUUUCCAUUAUGUCAGAAUGGUUAAGAUACAUUUACCAACAUGCCUCUAAAUUUUGAUAGAUGCUUACUAGCUAUGUAGUGAUGACCCCGCUUGUUUUUGUCAUUGUAGACAACGACAAAAACAAGAGUUUUUUUUUAAGUCUGCACGUAAUAUUCAUGAAAUCUACAUUUUCAUCCUCGUGAUGCAAAAAUGAACAUUUGAGCAUAAAUUUCUCAUUUGACUUGAUCUUUUUCUGUCAUCCUCUGUUUACUAAUUACAUCAUUCAUAAACUAUUAUUUCCCUCCUGGACUAGGCUGCCAUUUUAGCAGUGGAGACAAGAGACUGCUUAU